Molecule: messenger RNA, 2064 nt
Organism: Aspergillus mulundensis
Lineage: Eukaryota; Fungi; Ascomycota; Eurotiomycetes; Eurotiales; Aspergillaceae
Product: fungal specific transcription factor domain-containing protein
Exons: 2
Coding region: 1-2064 (687 amino acids)
Source: RefSeq, a predicted model, not a curated record
AUGGCUCGUCGUGCGACCGUCGACGCCCGUACUGCUCCCAGUGCCUCGAAAGCGGGAUUGAGUCCGGCUCCGGGGAAAGGGAAGUCUCGCCGUGCGUCAGGCCACCAAGAGCCCCCAUCACCUCGGAAUACAGCCGCCCUCCCACCUCAACCCCCGCCUUAUACUCAACCUUCCCCGGCUCCGGACACUGCUCCUGAACCUCAAUCGACACCGAUACCAUCACCACAACCCCAUGCCGUCUGGAGCCAGCCGAGCCCAACAAAUAACCUACACAACCUCUCAAUACACACCUUCACCGACUCAACAGACACAGACUCGGUCUCUGCACAUGGGAGCUGGACAGGGUCAUGGUCUCCAUCAUAUCAGCUACCGCCAACAGCGUGGUCAUGCCCGUCCACGGAAGACGCGGAAAGCGACGAAGCCGUUGAGGAAUUGCAGCGCCGUCACUCUUAUGCCUACCAUAUUGCGGAUCACUCGCCAUCAUUCUCGCAAUUGCUUCUUGCUCGGUCCGUUGGCCGAACACCGCGCCUUCGAUACUUGAUUAGCUAUUAUGCAGAAGUCAUCGCCCCGGUGAUUGUGGCUUUCGAUAGCCCGACUAAUCCCUUCCGCAAUUCUAUCCUGCGUAUGGCACAAGAUAGUAUUUCUCUUCAGGAAGCGAUUGCGACCUUGUCUACCAGCAACCUGCGACAGAGACGUGAACGGGGUACGUUCUCGACCGGACGGACGGAGCCCGCGCGGAUGUCUUCAUUAGCACACCGGGCUCUAACGGAUACACCGCUACAGGAAUGUAAAGAUCCAUCCAUUCCUGAAGGGUUUGUUCAUGAAGAGCAGUAUCAUCGUGGCAUGGCGGUCAAGGAAUUGAAUAAGGAGUUGGCAGAUCCGCAGCAAAGGCUCUCGGAUUCUGUUCUUGCCACCUUGUUGAUGCUAUGUCUGUUCCAUGUCUGUGAUACUGGAGUCGGUCAGUUCAAAACCCAAUUCGCUGGUGUGACCAAGUUGCUUUCAAUUCGAUUGCGGGCCUCUCCUUACCUAUCAGAGGAACUAAAAUGGUUCAUCCGAAUGUUUACAUGGUACGAUACGAUGACUUCGACAACGAACGACCGCGAGCUUCAAUUGCACAGCAGAUAUGUCGACUUGACUGCAGCGUCAGAUGGCGAAUGGGGCCUUGAGAAUCUCGCUGGAUGCGACGCCGGGCUAUUCAGAAUCAUCUCACACCUUGGUCGGUUGAAUCUCCUCAGCCAGAGCCAGGAACACACCCAAUCUCCGCCGCAUAUCUUCGUGCCUACCUCCGUCCCUCCGCCUUCCAUGACCUACCAUACUCAGGAGAUGUUUCUAUCCGGCCUACCAACGCAAAUUGACCCCUAUCUCUUCCCAUUACCUACUCCGCCGAGACCUGGCGAUCAAACCAAGCAGCCGUCAUCACCAUCUUUCUGGACGGAAUGGUACUCUAUCAAACAGCAACUGGAAGCCUGGCGGUUUCCACAAGAGCGGCUCAGCCCGGGGCAUGUGGAGUCUGCUCAGAUGCAUGCGUACAUAUCACCACCUUCAUCGCCGCUAUACCAGUCCGGAGUUGCUCCUCAGAAUGUCGAGGACGUUUUUCACAUCUCCGAGUCGUUUCGCCACUCGGCGCUCCUUUACAGCGAGCGUCUCGCAUACCCAGACUUGCCGUCUUCCCACCCGCGCAUCCAACAGAUUGUGCAGCGCUCAAUGGCACAUAUUCUGGCAGUCAAGUCUGAUGUGUACCUUUUAUGGCCACUGUUUAUCACCGGCUCCGAAUGUGUCUAUGAAGAGCACCGUAUAAUUAUCCAAGAACGUUGCAAGGAUAUCUCCAGAGACUCUGGGUUCUGCAACAAUCUUUCCUGCCUCGAACUCUUGCAGAGAAUCUGGGCGGAGAACCCCCCUGCCGGCGCACAGGAAAACGGAUAUGGGGGGUUACCGGUAUACCAGUCUGACUGGCCGGCGUUGGAUGGCGGUAUGCCUCCCAUUUCCCUUUGCAAGGGACAGGGCUUCCGAUGGCAGCACGUUAUGCAAGCGAAGCGAGCCGAAGGAGAAUACAUGGUGGUGUGA